This is a messenger RNA of Cuscuta europaea, 2251 nucleotides long. The record is from the annotation of a GenBank genome assembly. NCBI's taxonomy places the organism in Eukaryota, Viridiplantae, Streptophyta, Magnoliopsida, Solanales, Convolvulaceae.
AGAAGAUAUUCCUUGGCUGAGUGGACAAUUGAUUUUGGGAUUGAUUGGAAACUUUGUGACUGAAGUUAAUGGAAAGACAGAUGACAGUGUCAUCAGGUUUAACAUUAAAGACAGUGUGAUCAGUUUUCAGAAGCAUGAUCUUGCAGUAAUGUGUGCUUUAAAGUUUGGAGCUGUGAAACCAAAUAUUUCUGAAGAGCUUGAGGGAGAUAUAUGGACAAAUUAUUUAGGAGGCAAGACAACUGUGACUCGUGCAGAUAUUCAGAAUGCAUUGAAGAAUUACAAGAGCACUGAUGAUAGCAGACUGACAAAUGAUGGAGUGAAACUGGCACUACUAUACAUAGUUUCACACUGCUUAUUUGAGAAUCAAGCUGCUAGACCCAUGAAGGCAUACUACAUAAAUUUAGUUGAUGACUUGGAUGCAUUCAAUGCUUAUCCAUGGGGUGAUGACGUUUGGGUGGACUUGGUUAACAAGGUGAAACAGAGCUGUGAGGCACUAGAUAAAGGAAAAGCAGACAGAGUAACAUUCCCUGGCUUCAUAAUGACAUUCCAGUGGUGGGCAUUUGAAACUUUUCCUGGUUUAGCAAAGGCUGGCUUAUGCAAAGUCAUCAAGGGGACAAGACAUAUCAUACCAAGGACUCUAAAGUGGGAGUUUAAAAAAAACCUACACUGGAGGUCCUUUCUGAAAUUAUAUUCAAGAAUGACAAGGUAUGUUAUUGAUUAAUAUGUAAAUUUUUAAAUGUUUAUGUGCACACAUUGUUUACUAACAUGGUUUUUUGUUUUAGUUUGAAUGGGCACAGAUAGUACCAACUGCAGAUGAGAUUGCUAUGAUAGAAGAGGGAAAUGACAUAAAUGAGGAGGUGAUGCACCUUGUGAUAAACAAUGUUGGCAGGAUUGAUGCUCAAAAGCCAAAUACUAUUGUAGCAAAAGGGAAACAAAAGGUGAUGCAGGCCAAAGUAUUCAAAAGGAAAAAAACAAAAGCUGGGAGGAGCACAGGUAAAGCAAUCAAAUCUCAAGAAGGGCUUUCUAGAAGAAGAAGAAACAAUACUACAGUAGAGAAGGAGAGUGAUGAUGAUUCAAGUGAUCAAGAAAGUGAUGAAGGUGAAGAGACCGAUAGUGAUGAUUCUAGUGAGAGUGGAAGGGAAGCAGAUAAGUAUGUAUUCUUCAUGAGCAAAGACAGCAAAAGUAUUAAAAAGAGCAUCAGAAAACAAGCAAAGGAGACUGCCAGAUUAGUGGCAGAAAUGAAAAAUAUGAAGAAGAAUAAAAAAAAGCAAGAGGAUCUUUUGAAAGAUGUCAUUCUGAUGCUCAACAAAAUGUCACACGGUGUUGAGAAGAGUGAGCCUACAAAAGCAACUGCAGAGGGUGAUACAGAUGAAGAAGAAAGUGGAGAAGAAAAAGAAGAAAAUGAAAAAGAAAAAGAAGAUGAUGUGAUAGCCAUGACUGGGCCAGAUUCUGAGAAUGAUGUUGCUGAUAUGGUUGUGGAAGAGGACACUAGGUUGAUGAAUGCAGAGGCUGAGGAUGGUGUUGUACAGAAUGAUGAUGUUGUAGAGAAUGAGCAUGCUAGUAAAGAGAAACAGGCAGCAAAUGUUCAGAGUGAGGAUUCAUGUGUGAAUAAGGAUGCUGAUGCAGAGGUUGAGGAUGAUAAAGAAGAGAAUGAGGAUGCAGAAAGAAAUGAAAACGAAAUGCAAGAGAAGAACACUGAGGAGAUAGAAAAGAACACUGAAGAAGCAAUUUGUGACAUGCCUACAUUCAAAAUACUCACUCAGUCUCAAGGUAGUCAGAAAAAAAUUGAAGACAGUGUCCAAAUGCAAGAGGAGGGACUACCUGCACAGGAAAAUAAAAAAGACACUGGUGAGUCUGCUUGGGGGAUGUGCUCACAGGAAAAUAGUCAGUUUGUCCAAGAGAUGUGCAGGAGUGCAGAUGAAGUGGCAAAAAAGGCUUUUGAAAGCUAUUCUUCUAAUCCAUGCAGAGCACUCAUAAUAACUGAUCAGGAGGAUCUUCCCAAACAAAAGCGUGUUGUUAGGUCACCAGUGAAGUACAUGGGAACUGAGCAUGCAUCAAAGAGGAGGAAGAGAGAAAAGGGAAAGAAAAGAGAAGAUGAUGAAUUUCUGCCACCUCUGAAGCAAAUAAUUGGACCUUUCUCUGAAGAUCCAACAGAGAACCCACCGGUUGAAGAAAUACAGAAGGUGAAAGAAUACUUAGAAGUUGGAUUGCUGAAGAACUUCACAAAAAACAAAACUGGCAGAAGGUACAA